UCUCUCUCUCUCUCGCUCUCGCCACCCGAGACACUCUCCGUCUCUCUCCAUGAAAGAGCCUCCGUCUCUCUCUCGCCUCCGGAAGAAACCCCCCGCCGCCGUCGCCACCGCCACCGCCUCAAGAAUGCUCAAGCUCGUCUGCAGCUUCAAUGGCGCCCUCCAACCCCGCCCCCCGUCCGGCAACCUCCGCUACGUAGGGGGCGAGACCCGCAUCGUCUCCGUCGAUCGCAACGUCUCCUUCUCCCGGCUCGCGUCCAAGAUCGCCGAUCUUUGCCCCCGCAUUCCCUCCGGCUUCUCCCUCAAGUACCAGCUCCCCGACGCCCGCGGCGACGCGCCCCUGGUCUCGGUCGCCUCCGACGACGACGUCAGGUGCAUGAUCGAGGCGCACGACAAGCUCGAGGCGCGCGGUAAGCUCGCGAGGCUCUGGGUCUUUGUUUUUAGCGACGGUAGUGAUCGUGGAGUUCGUGAAGACGGUGGGCUCGCGAAGGAUCGUGAUGCGCGCAGGGAUGUGUGUGGAGGGAAUGAGUUUUCCGGUGGGAGAGGGUUCGAGGGUUUCGAUGGUUGUGGAUUCGAGGUACAAAAAGAUCAGGAGGCCCGAUUUCUCGGCAGUUGGGUUGGUUGCGGGGUUGUUAAGAAUUCAGUGACUGGCGUUGGCGGGACGGGAUUUCGUGAUGAUCCUGUUAGGAAUGUGGGGUGGAACGAGCCAAUUCUUGUGAAACAAUUGGCUGUUUACAAUAAUGUUAGAGAUGUUUCAAAUACAAAGAUGGAAUUUUCUGCUCGCCAAGUGCGCACAAAGUACCAUCAGUCACAUGUUGAUUUGGCUUCUGGAACCCGAGCUGCAACGGACAUGUUAGACCAUAUAAAAGUGGGCGCGCAUUGUCCGGGCAGUGAGAGUCAUUAUAACGUUGUUCGAUUUCGAGUAGCACGCCCACGCCCUCUAACUCCAAGAAACGGGAAUCUUCCGGUGCAAACGCAUCUACCUGCACAGAUUUUGUUGUGGAAAUGUAGUCACGAGUUGGGGAUCUGCAAAGGAUGCUCGAGUCACUAUAUUACAGUACCUCAGGAUCCAAUGCAACGGGGCAAUCCCACAGUGGUUUUGAAGGGUGAUGGUGUUGAUGCUCCGAAAAACUUGAGAAGGAUCGAGGCAGGGUUGCACAGUCAUUUGAACAGGGAAAACAUUGUACCAUCACCUUGCACCAAUCCACUCACCGGAAGAAGAAAUGUUCAAGAGCCUUCAGCUAUGGCUAGCAGGGCAUCGGGAGUGAUCCAGAGCAGUAAUCGCAGCCACAGAUCUGGUGCAUCUGAUGCAAGAUAUCAGAGGGUUCAUCCAUAUCAUCUCCGAAAUCAUCGUUAUGAUCCUGCUGAGAUGGAGAACCACCUAACCGUUAAAGCUGAACGGAGGCUCUCACUUGGAAAAAGUUAUCCUGGUCUCAGGCCUCUUCCUAAUAUGUCAAACCAGGAGCAGUUAACGAGAACACAUCAGACAGGGCACAAGGCAUGGACUGGAUUUUAUAGCUGUUUGUCGAAUGGAAGUGUGAGUUUGAUGAACUGCUGUUCGAAUUGUGAGAAUCCUUGCAUUUAUGCUCAAGGUGAUUAUCCCACCUUACUAUGUGCUAACGCAAAGCUUAUAGAAUGCAAUCCAGCUUAUCGGGGCAUCUCUGCAGGUGUGGAUGGGAAGCCAGCCGUGCAUAAUGAUUCCAUAUGUCCAUCAACAUGCCUAGAGGUGAUGAAUGCUCAAGAAGAUGUCAAAUCCGCAUUAAAUGAGUAUAAGAACACUGUAAUACAUCAAACCUCCCCUGGAAAUAUCCUUAAUAGGUCAAAAUGUGAUUCUAACAUAUACAAGAAACCACUUGCUAUGGAUCUUUUGGAGAAUUCCGACGUAUGUCUCUUGCCAAGUGACAGCAAAUGUAGUGACAGCACAGGCAUGAGAUGCAAUGGCAAGUUUCCCAGUAGAUCAAUGGGGAUUAGCUUGUCUAGCUAUAAUAAUAAUAAUAACAUUUCAUCAUCAGUUGAUCUGUCGUUACAUAACCUCUCAUUGUCGCCACAUAACCUCUCAUUGUCAUCAUCCAAAGAAGUUGAACUAUCUGCACAUUCUUCUCAUGCAACUAGUGACAUUUCUAAUGCUUUGACCAAGCCACAAACCAAGUCUAUAGAUCUGAUGGAGUUUAGCAUGGGUCCACAACUUGAUGAAUCAAAUGGAGUUCAAUCUGAUUCGUCUUCAGAGGCUGACCUUAAGGUGGAAAAAAAUCAUGUGUGUGAAGAUAAUCUGGAGGAACUUUCAUCAGGCUUAAGCAUUGAUGGCAAGGACGAGUUUAAAGGUAGUCCCAAGUGCUCUAAGGUAAUCGGUGCGAUCUCAACGGACAUGGCUGCAUUUUAUGCACACCUUGCUUCUCAAGGGCUGCAGACUAUUAAAACAACAGAUAUAGAAUGUAUAAAAGAACUGGGAUCAGGUACAUAUGGAACUGUAUACUAUGGGAAGUGGAAGGGAUCUGAUGUUGCGAUUAAGAGGCUAAAAUCUUGUUGCUUCACAGACGGUGCUGCUCGGGAAGAUCGUCUGGUUGCUGACUUUUGGAAGGAAGCUCACUUGCUGGGCCAGCUUCACCAUCCAAAUAUAGUGGCGUUUUAUGGAGCAGUUUCAGAUGGGCCAGUGACAAGUUUGGCAACUGUAACGGAGUAUAUGGUCAAUGGCUCCCUCAAACAAGCCUUGCGAAAGAAAGAUAGGACAAUUGAUCGCCGGAAGAGGCUGAUUAUAGCAAUGGAUGCAGCCUUUGGGAUGGAAUACUUACACGAGAAGAACAUUGUUCACUUCGAUUUAAAAUCUCAUAAUCUCCUCGUGAACAUGAGGGACCCACAGAGACCAGUUUGUAAGAUUGGUGAUCUUGGCUUAUCAAAAAUCAAGCAGAAAACGCUUGUCUCUGGUGGAGUACGAGGGACGAUACCAUGGAUGGCCCCUGAACUUUUCAUCAAUAAGAAUAACAUGGUGACGGAGAAGGUUGAUGUCUACUCAUUCGGAAUAGUCAUGUGGGAACUUUUGACUGGGGAAGAACCCUAUGCAAACUUGCGUUCAGAGGAUAUAAUAGCCAGUAUUAUCAAAGGAACUCUGCGACCUAAAAUCCCAAGUUGGUGUGACCCGGCAUGGAGAUCGCUAAUGGAGAGAUGUUGGUCCACUGAUGUGAACUCAAGGCCAACCUUCUCAGACAUUGCUAAGGAGCUACGAGCCAUGUCAGCUGCAAUGAACAUAAAAUGAUGAUAUAUGUAGGUCUUCCAGUUCUGUUGUAACUAAGUAACUUUAGGAACACCAAGAACAGGGCAUGUUGGGACGUUGAGUAGUUUUUGCCGUCCACUGUCUUAAGAGGACUGUUGUGAAAAUAGAGACCCUUGUAAGGAUCCGUCGACAACGGUGAAUUAAUUUUUGCAGUCACUGCUGUGAUGCGAUGAUCCAUGCUUCGGGAGCCAUAUGUUGUGAGAUGAACGUGUGCAGGACUUUGAGUCGAACUGUUAUUUUUCUUGCUGGGAUUGCAAUUGACGAGUAUUGACUCAAAUCAUGUUUAUCAUCUUUAUUCACCUGAUUUAAAAUUUGU
Rhodamnia argentea is the source of this 3581-nucleotide messenger RNA. RefSeq lists its product as uncharacterized. Gene Ontology annotation, biological process: signal transduction; protein phosphorylation. Gene Ontology annotation, molecular function: protein tyrosine kinase activity; protein binding; ATP binding. Bases 50 to 3247 code for a protein of 1065 amino acids. The record is from RefSeq and is a predicted model, not a curated record. NCBI's taxonomy places the organism in Eukaryota, Viridiplantae, Streptophyta, Magnoliopsida, Myrtales, Myrtaceae. Gene Ontology annotation, cellular component: cytoplasm. The transcript is spliced from 8 exons.